Messenger RNA from Lepisosteus oculatus (spotted gar), 3973 nucleotides. RefSeq names its product ER lipid raft associated 1 (gene erlin1). Gene Ontology annotation, cellular component: endoplasmic reticulum membrane; endoplasmic reticulum. Lineage: Eukaryota; Metazoa; Chordata; Actinopteri; Semionotiformes; Lepisosteidae. Gene Ontology annotation, biological process: SREBP signaling pathway. The record is from RefSeq and is a predicted model, not a curated record. Gene Ontology annotation, molecular function: ubiquitin protein ligase binding; cholesterol binding.
UGCACUCUUCACCCGGAAGAGAAGCGGCGCUGGAGCUGCGAGUCGAGUCCAUUGCUGCAGUGAGUCCUGCGGGGGGGAUGGACAGGGAGGAUUUCGCUCAUAACCGACUUGUCAGAAGAGACUGUUUGAAAGCUUGAUCGUGGCGGGAGCGGGGAUGGCGAUGGCACAUGUCGGGGCUGUAGUCGCUGCUGUGACGGGCGUGCUGGCUGUCCUGCUGCACUCCUCUAUCCACAAGAUCGAAGAGGGACACCUGGCUGUGUACUACAGAGGUGGGGCCCUGCUGACGGUCCCCAACGGUCCUGGCUAUCACAUCAUGCUGCCGUUCAUCACGACGUUCCGGAGCGUGCAGACCACACUGCAGACUGAUGAAAUAAAAAAUGUGCCUUGUGGAACAAGUGGGGGAGUGAUGAUCUACUUUGACCGAAUUGAAGUUGUCAACAUGCUGGUUCCGUCUGCAGCGGUUGAUAUUGUGAGGAACUACACUGCGGAUUACGACAAAACACUGAUUUUUAACAAGAUCCAUCAUGAGCUGAAUCAGUUUUGCAGCGUCCACACUCUCCAGGAAGUGUAUAUCGAAUUAUUUGAUAUAAUUGAUGAAAACCUCAAGCUGUCCCUGCAGAAAGAACUUAAUGUCAUGGCUCCUGGUCUCACAAUUCAGGCAGUUCGUGUUACGAAGCCCAAAAUCCCAGAAGCCAUCAGGAGAAAUUUUGAACUAAUGGAGGCAGAGAAGACCAGGCUGCUCAUCACUGCUCAGACGCAGAAGGUCGUGGAGAAGGAAGCAGAGACUGAAAGGAAAAAAGCCAUAAUAGAGGCGCAGAAGGUCGCUCAAGUGGCUGAAAUUCACUUCAGGCAGAAGGUGAUGGAGAAGGAGACGGAGAAAAAGAUCUCUGAAAUCGAAGAUGCAGCGUUCCUGGCCAGAGAGCGCACCAGAGCGGAUGCCGAGUACUACACGGCUGCGAAAUUUGCUGAAGCCAACAGGAUGAAGUUGACACCAGAAUACCUGGAGCUUAUGAAGUACCAGGCGAUUGCGGCGAACAGUAAGAUUUACUUUGGCCAAGACAUCCCCAACAUGUUUAUGGAAAACAGUGGCUCUCAGGCCAGGACUCAGGAUGAGGAGGAAGAAGGGUCACCUGAUCUGCUGGACUCUCUAGGAAAGACGAGGAAACACAAGAAAGCACCGCGCUCUUCAACAAGGGAUUCUAAAUCCGGUUCUCCAGAGUAAUUGGCAAACACAAGUACUUCUUUUUUAUAUCUUGUGGGGGAGAUUAUGAUUGGCAUGCUUUUUUUAAAAAAAAUUUGUGUGAAAGUUAAAUUGAGGUCUCGGAGUCCUGCCGUUGACUGCUCUAUUUUCGAUUGAGGCUGAAGUGAUGUCGGGAUUCUUAAACGUUUUCGUAAAUGGACAAUUUUUUUUUCUUGCAACUCUAUGUGAAACCAUAGUUUGACUAUACAAUAAUACUUGCAACCCUGCCUCAGAUAUUGCUUUAAAAUAACAAUGAUGCCUAAAGGUGUCUGGAGCUGGUAAAAAGUAAAAAUGAUGCUGCACAUCAGGAAUGCAUUUUUAAAAACCAAGUGGAUGACUGAUGCAGAAUACUGAUACUAAAUAUGCAUUUUAUUUUGGCUUAGAUCUUGGCAAAGAUUUCUACUUUUUUAAUUAAAAGUUUAAGGUUGUGAACUUUGCUAACAUGUUUACAAAAUCUUGAAAAUGUCCUGUAAACUAAACACUUGAGUUUUCUUACUGUGUCUUGCACAUAACUGGACUUAAUGAACUACCAAUUUGCUCACACAUGAUCAAAGUGGGAGCUUUUGGAAGCCGGAAAUAUUUAAAAAGAUGUUCCCUAAACAUUUAAACAGGAAGUCGUUGCUGCAAUUGAUAAAUGAAUGCAUAGUGACAAUGUCCGCAUAAGAAUGCUUUAGAUAGUUACUGAAAUUGGAACAUGUCACUAUACACAGUUGAGUUUUGUCAUCUGGUCAACUAAAAUACCUAUAGUAUCCAAAUCUGCGGCUUUAAGGUCUAAGUAAUCAUUAUUAAACCAUUUGGAAUUAUUUGCAUUAAGAUCUUGCUGAUGAGAAGCACUAAUUUAUUGCCUUUUUAUUUAUGUGAACUGGUUGACAUCAAGGAAUUUUGAAGUCCAGAAUUGCUGUUGGUGCUGCAGCGGUCUGGAUCUCAUGCUCCACCUGGGGGCUGUAUGGACUCAAGCUAGGAUUGUCAAACACUAAAUGCCAGGAUCAGUCUUAAAUUUGGUGCUUUUUGAAUUUUAUUUUUUAAUGAGGGUAACUAUAGGCUAGGUUGGUUCUCUUGCGUAUUGCUGUAUAAUAAAUAGAAAAUCACUGGUUUCUUACCUCUCUUUAAUAGCCUCCCAGGUUUGGGCAGAGCUCUCAACCAGGAAGACCCUGUCAGAAGGUCCACAAAACUCAAGUACUCAUUGUUUUGUACUCUGGUUUUCCACAAUGUGAAAAUUCAUUGAACAGAAAAGCUGGUUGUUCACAUCUGCACCAGAAAUAAUAAACCCUCUGGAUGUGUUUAAUGUCUGAUAAAGUGAUAACUAGCCUGCUCUCUAAGCUGAGAAUUAUGUUUUAAAGUCUUUCGGACUUGUUGAAAUGUAAAAUGCAGAGGAAGACGCAUCAUACCAUGAGUUCUUCAAUGAGCUGUCAGAAGUUAUUGGGUCCCACAAAGUGAAUAAUUAUGGUGUCUUACUGUUCUUUCCAGGGCUUUAUAUUAAAAUGUGGGUUUUGAGAGCCUUUGGUUUGGACUGCUCUAGAGUGGAGUGUGCUGUGCUCUUCAGCAGUUUGUGACAUUUUCCGAAUUUCAAAGGGUCAAGGAGGGGGAGACAGUCUGAACUGUAACAUUUUUCCUGCAGCUGCAUUCUUCCCACUGGAGGAUGUACAGUGAUCUUUUGCUACACUUGAGUGAAGCUGUUUUUCAAGUCUUUUUUUAAAACUGGAGACCAGUCGGUGGUAGAUCAAGCACAAGCCUGUGUCAUCAUGAUGAAAGCCCUUCAGAAGUUCUGCUGCUUCAAACGUUUGAUCCGCAGAAAUGCGGAUGCCAGGGUGGUGCACAGUGAGCAGGGGUUAGGGCUGUGGGCUGAUCUUUUCACUAAUUAUAAGCCAUGCAAAAUCGCCAGGCUUCGUGCUGUCAGUGCAUCUUUUCUCUUGUCAGUUUGGACCUUUGCGCUGUGAAAUGAGGAAGCGCAUCGCACUAUUAAAACCGUAAAUCCAACCCGAAGGUUUCACGUGUGGCGGCGAGCUCUCUUUCAAGAUGUUUGUUUUGCUGAGGCCGUUGUUGGGAGCAUUACGUUACGCGACGGGCUGCAGGUGGCGGGUCUGUGACUGUGGAGGGAGUUUAAACUGUCAGAAACGGGCGUUUAGUGGGAUGUACUGCCGUCUGUGGGCGGGUAGCCAUUGUUCCAGCACGUGCUGAUGAGUUCGACGUGUACAAACGCAUGGAAAGGGGAGUUUCCCAAUGUGUCCGUUUCGAAUCGGGGUCUUUCAGGUCCGAUGUGCUACAGUAACUACCCUGGCAGGGGUCUUCGCUUCUCUGCCUCACAACACCAGAAUCCACAGGAGAGUUUCAGGCGACUGAGCCUUCUGCCCCAAUCUUUUGAGUCAGAAUGUCCUUCGCACACCCGCGAGCUUGAGAGCUGUAUUUUCGGAGUCUUGUAGCAUUAAUACCCAGACUAUGGCAGGCUACAGAGUAAGAGCCGGAGGGGUGGGUGUGUAGUUCCCUGAAUGUGACGCGCGUUGGUAUCCACGGCGCUUGGCUCACUUGAGCACGGACAAGACUCGCUGGCAUGUGGUCGAACACUACGGGUCUGUGCCAGGAAGAAACUGCUUGUCACCGCUUGAGGACGCAGCUUGGCGAAUGUGAACUUUUGUAUAAUUCAUGCGAUCUCCGUAUUGUAAUAAAUUUAUAAGCAAAAUUUUCAAAUGUUUUUGACAAGGGUUACAAAAAAUAAAGCCUAUUUUGAUACCUUGA